This is a messenger RNA of Mauremys mutica (yellowpond turtle), 4753 nucleotides long. It is a transcript of the gene REEP1, whose product is annotated as receptor accessory protein 1. The record is from RefSeq and is a predicted model, not a curated record. The transcript is spliced from 9 exons. NCBI's taxonomy places the organism in Eukaryota, Metazoa, Chordata, Testudines, Geoemydidae. Gene Ontology annotation, molecular function: microtubule binding. Gene Ontology annotation, biological process: endoplasmic reticulum tubular network organization. Gene Ontology annotation, cellular component: endoplasmic reticulum membrane; endoplasmic reticulum tubular network; cytoplasmic microtubule. Bases 256 to 1101 code for a protein of 281 amino acids.
GUGAAAACACCGACGGGGCUUGCAGAGCUGUGGAUGCGCCGAGCCGCCCAUGACUCCUGCCCAAUCCCCUCCGCAGCCGCUCGCUGGAGCCCCUUUGGCGUGAGCAGCGGCGCGGAGUGAGGCUGCGCUGAAAUGCCGAAUGGCUGAGCCGCUCGCUCUGCUCAUUCCGGUGGGAGCCGCAGACAGACACAUUCAGGGACGGAGCAACAGGGAGACCCCUCCCUGGCAAGAGAGCGGCCCCCUGCACGCAGCGCCAUGGUGUCAUGGAUCAUCUCCAGGCUAGUUGUGAUUAUAUUUGGCACUCUUUACCCUGCGUAUUAUUCUUACAAAGCUGUAAAAUCAAAGGAUAUUAAAGAAUAUGUCAAAUGGAUGAUGUACUGGAUCAUAUUUGCACUCUUCACAACAGCCGAGACUUUCACAGAUCUCUUUCUUUGCUGGUUUCCAUUCUAUUAUGAACUGAAAAUAGCUUUUGUAGCUUGGUUGUUGUCUCCAUACACAAAAGGCUCCAGCCUCCUGUAUAGAAAAUUUGUACACCCAACACUGUCUUCAAAAGAAAAGGAAAUUGAUGACUGCCUCGUCCAAGCCAAGGAUCGGAGCUACGAUGCCCUGGUGCACUUUGGGAAGCGAGGACUGAAUGUGGCAGCAACGGCAGCUGUGAUGGCGGCUUCCAAGGGUCAAGGGGCCCUGUCUGAGAGACUCAGAAGCUUUAGCAUGCAGGAUCUCUCAACCAUUCGAGGAGACAGCAGCAGUCCUGUACCUCCUCCAGUCACUGUACGAACAAGCAGCAAACAGAGCAAGCCCAAAACAUCCAGAAGUGCAUCAGAAAGCACGGGCAGCUCAGUUUGCUCAUGUUGUUCGGUGUGCCGAAUCCUCAGAGUGGUUGAGGUAGACAUGGAUGAUGCGUGUGAAAAGCCUCGUGAGGCAAACUGUGAAACAAAAGACUUAGUGUUCUCAGAUGAUGAAGAGCAUGAUUUAUUGGAUCACAUGGUCAAGAACAGAAGGCUCAAAAAGAAGGAACAAGCUCUUGAGGCACCGCCUAGGCCCCUUAGACCUCGCUUCAGGAAGAAAAGUACCUCGACCUCUACCACUGAAACCAUGUGAGUGCGAUGAGCCAAUAGCACCAAGAUCCACAGAAUGUCUCUCUUCUGCCUUAAAGAGCUACUUGCUAAUUAUGUAGAAAAACAGCAGUGAGAUGGAUGCGAUUUGAUGUGCAGCACUGCAGACAUGGCCUUUCUCUCUUCCCUUGUUACAUGUUACUUGCAUUUCCCCAUAACAUGGUUAGAACACUCACAGGUGGUAACAGUGUCAGAGUCCCCCUGUUUCACUUGCAGAAUAUACAACCACUCAAGCUAACCCUGUCAGACUGUACAUUUGCAAUUAUUAGUUGCGUCUGCAUAGUUUUAGCUUGUGAAUGCAAGCAAAAAAAAUACUCAAUAGCUCUCAAUGAUACUUUGACUAAUGUAGCUAUUUAUGGCUUUAUCCUUAACAAAGUGGACUUGCAGGAGCCAUAGAUUUUUCUCCCUACCCUUUCUCCAUUUUAUAACAAGACUGUGACUGACGUGAGAUAUUUUGAAUUCUUUUGACUGUACAGAAUGUCUGAGACUUAUUAGCAAAAGUUAAGCUGCAACUCCAUUUCUUUUUCUGCAAGUAAAUUAUGUGAACUCCAGUCACUGUGCUGAAAAUAUAGAGAAAACAACUUAGAGAUGAUGAGAGAGAUGUACAGGAGAAUGAACUGAUUUCACAAAAUAAAGUAGGGGAGUCUUAAUUUUGAUACUCCUGAGCCAGAAGACGAGUAAGUGAUAUAUUUUGUAGAAAAUGAAAGAAUUAAUCUUAUAACUUUUGACCAACAUUUUACUGGCAGUUCUACAAUAUAUGCAAGCCAUGUUUGCAAUAACUGCUACAGUGUUAACCAGAAUCACAUUAGCCGUUUGAUUUCAUAGGACAAAAUUCACCUUCCACAUCUGCAUGUAGGAGCUCACUUAAGGUGUUUUGCUUUACUGGAGCGGAUGUGGGAAUUGCACUGCCAUAGCCAGAGAAGAGCAUUGGAAUUGAGCUCUUCCAUGUGGGUUCGAGAGAAUUUUGUCAGUAUGCGGAUUCUGGUUUAAACCAUGAGACUUUGUAGUUUGGCUGGUGCAUUGGUAUCCAUAUAUAAAUGCUAAAUACAAAAGAAGAGGAAGAAGUUGUAGGAUAAGUGUAUUUGUGCUUAAAGUUGGUGUCUCCUGUAAAUGUAAAAGCAUGUGAAAUUCAUAAAUGAGUUAAUUAUGUGGCCCUUUGUGUUUGCUCUUGGCCCUAUCCCAUAGACUAGAAAAACUUUUAGAAACAUGACAUAUGAUUGCCAUUGAUAACUGAUCAAUAAACAGACUUGUUUAUGAAUAAUAUUGUUAACCUAGUUCAGGUACAGAAGUGGCCCAGCAUGCCAAUAACUGGUUAGAGUGCACCAGGCUCAGAGAUAAGCAUAUCCGACGUGGCCUUUGUUAAAUAUUAUCCGCUGGAUAGGCUUCUAAAUCUCAGCCUUCUUGCUAACUCAUCUUGAGGUAAUUCUGAAGCUUCCUUAAAUGGUUUGAGAAGUAAAAAUUACUGCUGUCCCCUCCCCACACUGAUUUGUAUCAGUUUGGCUAGUAAGAGGAAAGGGCAAACAGACAUUUCUUGUGAUUGCCACAAUAUUUGGACCUGUUAUUGGAAAAUCUGAUUUCCCUUAUAAGCACUGAGUAGAUUGUGUUUUGUGAAGACUAUAUGCUUAAUAAAAAUGCGUUCUAGAUGGCAGUUGAAAAAUAUUCCGUCAUUAGAACACACUCAGCAAAAGCUCUGAAUAGCUAAGCUUAUGUAUUUAAGUUAAGCAGCUCUAGUCAAUUUGAUUUUUCAACAAUUUUUUUUUUAAAUAGGAACUUUGCUUGAAGUGUGAGUUGUUGCAGCAAGCUUCAUUUUCAGUGCUACGCAAUAGGGUGCCAUAAGACAAAACAAAAGCUGACACGUUUGCACUCAAAUUAUGCCAAAAAUAAAAAUACAUAGCUGCAUAACGUUUGAUGAAUUCUACUCUCAUACACACUGUAUUAACAUUCAUCCUCACUAAAGUUAUUAAAUGUCUGAUCUGCUGUUUUACUGUAAACUUGACUGUUUCGAUUUUCUUAAAUGCUGAGGUGAAACUGUUGACAAGGGAGUUGCCUUCUCUCUCGAAGACAUUCACUGAAAACAAUCUUUUCAUAUCGCUGGCAAAAAUGUAUCAUCACCUGAGCUGUGUAUUUGUGUAUAGACUGACAAGAAAUGUGAAUGCCUAAACAUGUACACUUAGUGGUAUAGUGUUCUGUACACAGGCUAGAACAAUCACUUGCUUUGAAUUCAGUGUAUUACAGACACAGGUUGUUUACAAAUGCUUCCUCUAAAGGUCUGUCAUUUUAACAUUCAGAUACAUGUUGAUUUGGGAUCGACAUCAGCUGUAUGUUCUGUGGCCCUGACUCUUCUCUCAGGCACUGUCUCCCCUUGGAAAUAACUGCAGUUCAACAAUUGGCAUUGCUACACAUGGGCUGACCCCUAGCAGUAGACAAAGGCAAACCUGAGUUUGUGUCAGUUGAACUAAUCAGAAUAGCACAUGCUAUCUGGCCCUUUAGUCAGAGGAGGGGUUGGGGCCCCAUUCCCCUUAAUCAGUUGCCACCCAGCUGAAGCAGUAAGAUCAAGGAGCGGGUAGCUUGAAGAUAACCUGGGUCUCAUCAAUAACAAGAGCCCAGGUUGAGGGCAAGGCCCCCUCCAGCAACAGUUUCCAGUUCUGGGGAAAGAACCUAGUGUAUAUGACUCUCAGGUGGUUUUAAGUCCAUAUGGAGUAGUUAGCCCCCUGCAAAAGACCCCAGCUCAGGCAAUGAUAUGUUGAAUGUGUUAUUUUGAAGAAAUAAAACUAAAGGCUUGAAGAGAAGGGGACAGAAAUCCCGUGGCUGGAGAAUAUUCUUUGGUGCCUGGACCAGUGAAAUCAGCCUGCAGGUUUACACAGGAUUUACCUUAAUUAUGAAUGGGGUAAACUUUGAGCAACUCACUGCAAACCCUUACACAUCCUUGUCUAAAUGUAACUAAUCUGCACCAGUGCAGCUACAAGGAUUGUUGAAGCAGGGCUAUUUUCAACUACAGCCAAGGCUCCACUUACCCUAGUGUAAAUUGGGAGUAACUACCCAGAAGCCAAGAGAAUUAUACAAGAGUAAACCUGGUAUAAGGAAGAGGAGAACCAGGCCUUCUGUUUCUAACAACAAGGGGAGAAAUUACCUUGUGAUUAAAAAAUAAGAAGGAAAGCCUUACUAGAGAGAUGUGAUGCUCUCUGGCAUCAUGUAAACAGCCUGCUGUCUUUGACUGUGCUCUGUGAAAUAACCAUGUUCUCAUGUAGUAAUGAUAUCUGUAUAUUUGUGACAGAAUGCUUGUUAAUCAGUCUUCUUUUGCUGUUUGUUUUGGGUACCCGUUUUGCACCUAGCAUGUAUUUGAAAUUGUAAAGAACACUAUGCGUACUUUUGAGACUCACACUUAUACAAACAUAUUUAAGGAUCAUAACUGUGCACUUAAGAGGUUUCUUUCUCAUGAUCAGUAGAUAGGAUAGUACACUUAAAGCCUCAUAAGGAUGGACAUUACAACAGUAUUCCAAAGGUUGGAGUUUUGCUGGUUUUGUUAUGCUUGAUAUACAUCUUGAAUAAAGUCUUAAUCUUUUCUUUAAAAAAAAAAAAAAGAAAAACAAAGACGAAAGCAUCUUCAGUCUGUUCAAUGUAUCUGGCAGGCCAGAAUA